Messenger RNA from Staurois parvus, 666 nucleotides. NCBI's taxonomy places the organism in Eukaryota, Metazoa, Chordata, Amphibia, Anura, Ranidae. The record is from the annotation of a GenBank genome assembly.
AUGGCUGAGGAGGCAGUUGGACAGGCUUUUCGGGACAAGAUAGCUGAAGGGGCCAUGAAAAGGGAAGAUCUGUUCUAUACAAGCAAGCUAUGGGGCACCUUCCACCGGCCUGACCUUGUCCAUACCACUGUAGAAAAGGCUCUUGCUUCUGUUCAGUUGGAUUACAUUGACCUGUUCAUCAUCCACCAUCCUGUAUCUUUAAAGCCUGGAGAGGACCUAUUCCCCACUGAUGAGAAUGGUACAGCCUUGUUUGAACACGUUGACCUCCGAAAGACCUGGGAGGCAAUGAAGCAAUGCAAGGAUGCUGGUUUGGUCAAAUCUAUUGGCGUAUCCAACUUUAACCAACAGCAGCUGAAACUUAUCCUGAAUAAACCAGGGUUGAAAUACAAGCCUGUCUGCAAUCAGGUGGAAUGUCACCCCUACCUCACCCAAAAUAAACUGCUGGAAUUUUGUAAAGCUAAUGACAUUGCGAUUACAGCAUACGGAGUCCUGGGAUCACCAACCACUGGGCAGUGGGUGGAUCAAAGCUGCCCACCUAUUCUUAAAGAUGCCACCCUGAUCUCGAUCGGAGAGAAAUAUAAAAAGACUGUGGCCCAAGUGUCCAUCCGAUAUAUAAUUCAGAGGCGAUGCAGCGCUGUGGUCAAGAGCUUCAACCCGAACGUAUGA